Messenger RNA from Kockovaella imperatae, 3111 nucleotides. RefSeq names its product putative subunit of the 26S proteasome. Gene Ontology annotation, biological process: proteasome-mediated ubiquitin-dependent protein catabolic process; regulation of protein catabolic process. Gene Ontology annotation, molecular function: enzyme regulator activity. Gene Ontology annotation, cellular component: nucleus; proteasome complex; proteasome regulatory particle, base subcomplex. The transcript has 12 exons. The coding region runs from base 18 to 3047 and encodes 1009 amino acids. NCBI's taxonomy places the organism in Eukaryota, Fungi, Basidiomycota, Tremellomycetes, Tremellales, Cuniculitremaceae. The record is from RefSeq and is a predicted model, not a curated record.
UGAUCACUUGGUACAUCAUGCCCGUAGCAACAGUGACGACUAGUGCUGCUGGAUCCUUGCACUUGUUGGAAGAUGAGGACCAAGAUGUCCGAGUGUAUGCUCUCAACCACUUGCUGGCGAUCGUACCUCAGUUCUGGGCGGAGAUUUCUGACAAAUUGAGCCUCAUCGAGAGACUGGCGGAUGAGUUAGCCCCCGAGCUGCCCCCAGACAGUCGCGACAAGGCCGCUCUGCUCGUAUCAAAGGUCUACUUUUACAUCGGAGAGCUGGAUGAAGCUGUCGAGUUCGCGUUGAGGGCCCAUCACUACUUUGAGAGGGAGCCAGAGGGCGAGUACAAGGAGACUAUCAUUUCUGGAUGUCUGGAUCGAGCGAUCAGAGAAACGGAAUGGGGCAAACCGCUGGAUCCCAAGCUGCAAUCUGUUGUCGAUAGAGUGCUUAGGAGUGGCGGCGAGAACGGGAAGCUUGUCAUGGGAUUAGCAUUGUCAUUGAGACGGCUCGAUCUGGUCGAAAUGAUCUUUCUGAGCUCUCGCGCGUCAUCUAGCGGUGCUACAUCAUCCUCUAGGCCUCUGCACGACGAGACUCUGCUCCGAUACGUUCUCCAUGAAGUCCUCAGUGGCCACGGGGGCUCGCAGGAGCUGCCAAAGGCUUUCGUCACCGAGCUCUUCACUUUGCUUCUGCGCCUUUUUAAUCUCAACCCCAAGCCCGACUACAACUCUAUCACUGCCCUUUGGGUUCAAUCCGAUUCGUCCGACGCCUGUGGAGAGGCGCUGGCCAACUUGUUAAAAGAUGGACAAGUACUCGAGGCGUAUCAGAUCGGCUUCGAUGUGGCAGAGGUCGCGACACAGGCUUUCGUUGAAGCAGUCCGAUCUCGUUUACAGGCUGCCGGACUUGGCCCAGACCCAAAGGAGGGAGAGGAAGAAGAUCUCGAAGCGCCACAGGUCAUCCUCAACGACAUUCUGCGUGGAGUCAAAAGCGCCGAGCUUUUCCUCAACUUCCUCAGCAAGAACAACAAGACUGACAUGUCAAUUCUCAAAGUCACCAAGGACUCACUUGAGGACCGCUACUCUAUAUACCAUUCUGCCAUUACCUUCACCAACGCUUUUGCCAAUUGCGGGACCACAUCCGACAAGUUCCUUAGAGAAAACCUCGAUUGGCUGGGUCGAGCGAGCAAUUGGGCAAAAUUCUCCACAACCGCUGCGUUGGGUGUCAUUCACCGAGGAUCCUGGGUCAACGGCCUCCGAGUUGUGAAGCCGUAUCUCCCCGGCGGUGCUUCGCCGAAUCUUUACAGCGAAGCCGGAGCGUUGUUCGCCCUUGGACUAAUUUACGCGGGACGCAGGGAAGGAUGUGAAGAUGAGCUGAAGAGGGGUCUCGCCGAGGGCAACGAUCCGAUUGUGCAGCAUGGCGCUGCUUUAGGUCUAGGCGUCUCUGCUCUGGCGACCGCCGAUGAAGAACUCUAUGAAGAGAUCCGAUCUGCCCUGUUCCAAGACAAUGCGACUACAGGAGAGGCCGCUGGAUACGCCAUGGGUUUGAUCAUGCUCGGGACGGAAUCAGAGAAAGCUCUAGAAGAGAUGACUGCCUAUGCCAGAGAAACCCAGCACGAGAAGAUCAUUCGAAGUCUUGCAAUCGGUCGUGCAUUUGUCAUGUACGGUGCCAAGGAGCGAGCCUCCAAGCUCAUUGCAGCUUUGAGUGACGAAAAGGACGCUAUCAUGCGAUAUGGUGGCAUGUUCAUGAUCGCUUUGGCAUACGUCGGCACAGGUGACAACGCCGCUACCAAACUUCUCCUCCAUUAUGCGGUUUCCGAUGUCAACGACGAUGUCAGACGUGCUGCAGUCACAGGUCUUGGCUUCGUGCUUUUCCGUAAUUACACUCAGGUCCCACGCGUGGUCCAGCUCUUAGCAGAGAGCUACAACCCACAUGUUAGACAUGGCGCUACUAUUGCUCUGGGUAUCUCAUGUGCUGGCACUGGGUGGGAGACUGCCGUAGACCUCCUCGAACCCUUGACCAAAGAUCCCGUCGACUUUGUGCGACAGGGCGCUUUCAUUGCCCUGGCCAUGAUUCUAAUGCAGCAAUCCGAGGCUCAGUCCAGCAAAGUGGCCAGCAUCCGUCAGAUCUUCAGCAAAGUAGUCUCCAACAAGCGAGAAGAUCCCAUGGCUCGAUUCGGAGCGUCUCUGGCGCAAGGCAUUAUCGAUGCGGGUGGACGUAACAUGAAUCUCUCACUCGCUACUCGAGCUGGAACUUUGAACAUGAACGCCAUCGUCGGUCUCACACUUUUUGUCCAAUUCUGGUACUGGUUUCCUCUCGCUCAUGGACUCGGUCUCGCUCUUUCUCCCACGGCCAUUAUUGCCGUCGACGAAAAGCUCCGCGUGCCCAAGCUCGACUUCACCUGCCACGCCAAGCCGAGCACUUUUGCCUAUCCAAGCGAGGUCAAGAAGGAGGUUGAGAAGAAGGAGACGAAAGCCAAGCCAGCGAUGUUGAGUACAACUGCGAAGGCGAGAGCGCGUGAGAAGACCAAGAAGGAGGAGAAGGGUGAAUCGAUGGAGACAGAUGAAAAGGAUGUCUCUGCAGAUAAACUGGAAGGCUCAUCCUCUGGUGUCCCCAACGGCACUCAGUCUACCCCAGCCAAGCCUCGCAAACCCGCCGAGCCGUCGUCAUUCACCAUCGGCAAUAUGACCCGAGUAACCCCGGUUCAGCAGUCGACCAUCUCGUUGCCUGAGACUGGACGGUAUGUUCCCAUUCGGGCCAUCGGUGGGCCGUCAGAAGUGCCAACUCGAGGGAGCAAAAAGCUUCAGAACUCUCAUGCUGCGAGCUCGAAGCGCGAUUACAGCGCGAAGAGCGGAAGUAUCGUCCUGUUGAGAGACACUAAGCCCGAAGAGGACGGAUCCUACAUCGAAUUGGACAAGAAUCUGUGGCCUGACGUCCAGUCUGAGCCUGAGGAAGCGCCGAUGCCACAGGAAUCCGGCUUGCCCGUCGAUGCUUCGGUCGUAGGACGCGAUUUGCCUGGAGGAGAGGCUGAACCUCCAGCGCCAUUCGAGUAUCCUUUUGAUGACUAGACUAAAUGAAAUUGGUGUCUGGCAAGGCCUGACGCGCUGGAAUGCAUUGAAGCAUGUGAUACAU